Messenger RNA from Guyanagaster necrorhizus, 786 nucleotides. RefSeq names its product kinase-like protein. Gene Ontology annotation, molecular function: ATP binding; protein kinase activity. Gene Ontology annotation, biological process: protein phosphorylation. The annotation marks the transcript as partial. The transcript has 3 exons. Lineage: Eukaryota; Fungi; Basidiomycota; Agaricomycetes; Agaricales; Physalacriaceae. The record is from RefSeq and is a predicted model, not a curated record.
GUGUUCAAGGCGACGGAACGAGGAUCCGACAAGGUAGUGGCUCUCAAGACUUCGCGUGUCUCGGUGAGAGUGAAACGACCUAUUCUCCGGCACGAGGCUCGUAUCCUCCAACUUUUGAAAGAUCAUGCCGCUAUUCCCAUUGUUUAUGGAUACGGCCAAUUGGAGCAUUUCGAGUACAUAGCUAUGGAAUUGCUGGGACCGAGCAUUGAGCAGCGGGUACAGAACAACGAGAGAGGGAUUGGCGUGAUGUUGACGACCGUCACCCGAAUCGUGGAUCAAGUGCUGGCGGGACUGGAGCAUAUCCACUCGCUCGGGAUUGUGCAUCGCGAUAUCAAGCCUGACAACCUCCUCUGCACACUUGAUAAUUCGACAAUCAAGAUCAUUGACUUUGGACUCUCCAAGCCUGUUUCCCAACGUCAUCCCAGCAAGUACGAGCCAUUAAAGGAUCGCCUGGCCAUAGUCGGGACUCUUAGUUGGGCAAGUCUGAAUUCUCACAAUGGAAUAGAUCUUUCUCUGCGCGACGACCUCGAAUCCUUAGCUUACACCGCCCUCUUCCUUCUUCGUGGACACCUACCUUGGAAGCCUCGUCCAUUCCUGGAGUCUCCGCUGCGCUCACAAGAGAUAGUCCGACAUAUCAAAACGAGCUGUUCAGGCAAACAUCUGUCUGGAGGCCUUCCAGCCGAAUUUGGUGACCUGCUCGACCACAGCCGCUCCCUCGAUUUUAACGAGCUUCCCGACUAUGGAAAAUUCAGGCCCCUAUUUGUGAGUUUGCUUCAGAGGAUAGGC